AUGGCAGACCAACAUUCAUUCAUCAGAAAUGGAUGGAAGACCUGGAUCGAGUACGACCGCCCCGAGCUACACGACAGAGUUGGCUACCGAGACUGGCUCAUGGCCUAUGAAAUUCCAUCCCCUGGCAGACCUUUCGCAGAAGAUGCACUAAUCAGCGCAGUAGAAAGAGGUCUACGUGAUUUCCAAGCGUACUGGCCUGGCAAUGCCAAACUCCGCAAAUACGUGAGAGAGCGCAUCACUCUUGCGCUGCGCAGCAAAGACCUCUCGUUGAGCCGCGUUGUCUACCUCAUGACAACUUGGGGUUGCGAACCUUCUCUGGCAAAGAAUUGGCUCCUUCAAGGCCCUCAGGGUAUAGACUGGUGUGCAAAGGCCUGUAUAUGGCUGUUGAUGGCUGCCUUCCCUUUACGUUCCUCUGACCCCUGUUACCAUGGUGAACUCGAUGAGCAGAUUCUAAAUGAGGGUUUGCAUCACAAUGAGUGGCAGAAUCAGUGCAAAAGGGUUGAGGUCCAGCAGCAGAACCGUGUCCGAAUAGCUCUUCUGCCCCCUACUAAGUCCUGGGAGAUUCGAUCCUGGAGGAUGAUGGCACUUUGGAGGGCUCAGAAGCUCGAAUGGUCUGGUACGCGUUCCAGCAGCAACGGCUUGCUGAUGGGUUCCUUCAAGGAUGCUGCUGCAAAAAUUACCAUGUUGGAGUUCGGCCUGGACGCCGACAGCGGCGACUCUGAUGCCAUCCUACUCCAACAGUUGCUCGUUAUCGACCCCGCCCAUUGGCAAGAGUUUAUGGAGAUGAACGUUCGAGGCGAACUAACUAUAUAUCAUCUACUCAAUGACCGGCCAAGAGAGAUUUGCUACUUACCAGCUCAAAUACUUGUACCUCAUGUCAAACAAUACAGGCAGGCCCUGGAAGGGGCUGAUCGCGAUGGAGCGCUUUCGGGACUCAUCAAGCACAUGCGACAGUUCCAUCAUUGCGGCAACAUAUGUUUCACGAAACCAGGCGAGGUCGAAGCAAUCUUGAUGACCUUUCACGAGACCGGCGCCCCGAGACAUCCCGACUGCGCCGACAUCGACGUGCAUGAGCUCGAGUACGAUGUUUCCGAUUGCGCUCCAAAUUGUCCCCGGGCUCGCUCGACUGGAAACACCACAUGGGAUUUGAUGUUAUGGGAGGGAUGUUGCGCCAUUGCGUGGCGAUGA
Molecule: messenger RNA, 1188 nt
Organism: Pestalotiopsis fici W106-1
Lineage: Eukaryota; Fungi; Ascomycota; Sordariomycetes; Amphisphaeriales; Sporocadaceae
Exons: 3
Coding region: 1-1188 (395 amino acids)
Source: RefSeq, a predicted model, not a curated record